Paramecium sonneborni is the source of this 1307-nucleotide messenger RNA. Lineage: Eukaryota; Ciliophora; Oligohymenophorea; Peniculida; Parameciidae. The record is from the annotation of a GenBank genome assembly.
AUGAAUAACAACUCAUAUUAGUCGUAUAAACCGUAUUCUAGAAUUUAGCAAUAAACCUAUCAUAAUAAUCAAAUACUUUCAUAUGUUGGAUAAGUUCUUUAGAAAUCUAGAACCAAUUAUAAUUAACACAAACAAUUUGAAUCAAAUAUCAAAACUAAUUAAAAUUAACAAAAUAUUAAUGCUGAAUCUGAUAGUAAAACCAUUCUUAACUCACAAAAAAUAACAUCUUAAGAAUUGAUAGUUGCUUAGAAAUAAGACAUUAUUCCUGCAAAAACUAUUGCAUUGCACCAAUCAUAAUAAAUUAUUGACAGACAACCAUUAAUUCCGUUAAUUCCGCUAAUGUAAAAUUUAAAAGAAUAGUAUAAAUAAGUAUACUAUUAUUCUUAUAUUAGAAAUAAGCUUUGUUAUAAUAAUCUCCACCCAAAAAGACUGAAGAACGCUUUAAGAAUUUUAAAAUAAUAAAGAAACUUGGAGAUGGUAAAUACAGUGAAGUCUUUUUAGCAAGACAUCUUCAAACUGGGUUUCUAGUUGCAUUGAAAGUAAUUCAAAAAAAAUAAAUUGUUGAAGAAAUUAUGGAAGCUCAGUUAGCUUGGGAGAUUAAGAUUCAAUAUCUACUUGAUCACCCAAACAUUACUAAAUUAUACACUUUUUUCUAAACUUGUAAUCUAUUCCUAUAUUUAACACUUAGAAACUGAAAUCAUUUUGGUUUUAGAAUACUGUUCACAUGGUCAAUUACACAGCCUUCUAUAAAAACAACCAAAUUAACGAUUCUAAGAAAAAGAAGCAUCUAAUUAUGUCCACUAAAUCACCUUUGCAUUAAUGUAUGUACAUAAUAACGAUGUUAUACAUCGAGAUAUUAAACCAGAUAAUAUACUUUUAAGUUUUGGCUAAGCUAAAAUUGCUGAUUUUUCAUUUUGUGUGUACUCUCCUCAUGCUUAUAGACAAACAUAAUGUGGAACUAUAAUUUAUGCUUCACCUGAAAUUCUUGAAGGAGAUAUGUAUGAUAAAAAAAGUGAUAUUUGGGGUUUAGGUGUUUUAACAUAUGAAUUAUGUUUUGGAAAACCUCCUUGGAAAGAACAUUAAUAAGAAUUAAUGAAAACUGUAAAUGGAAUUUUAAAUUAACUUAGGCUUGUUUUAUGAUACCUUCUUCAGCAUCUAAAGAGUUAAGAGAAUUCAUUGAAAGCUUAGUUAAAAGAUUAUCCAGAGAAAGAUUAACAGCAAAGUAAGCAUAUAAUCACUCUUGGUUAUAGUAAACAUAACAAAUACUAUCACAAUUUAUCUAAUAAAAUGCUACCAUAUUUAAUUGA